AUGACAAAGUUUCUAUCUAGUGUAUCUAUGCCAGCGAGGUUACGUCAUCCUUCCAUCCUUCAAGUUCACAAAUCGUGGUCUAAUUCAAUAGACACCUGGUGUUUAGUUGUAGAAAAUUCAGUGCCAUUUAAUACGUUUUCCGAAAACCCAAUGGCAGAUGAAUUAUUGUCUGGAUCACGCAGUUUACUCUCUGCUCUCAGUUUCCUGCACAAUACAGUAGUUUGCUGUUUUGUUUGA
This is a messenger RNA of Heterobilharzia americana, 237 nucleotides long. The record is from the annotation of a GenBank genome assembly. NCBI's taxonomy places the organism in Eukaryota, Metazoa, Platyhelminthes, Trematoda, Strigeidida, Schistosomatidae.